CAGGAUGCCAUUGAGAAGUACACGGUGGAGAAGGAAAGUGCGCUUUUUUGUUCACUGCUGCGGUGAACGACGUCCGACGAUACGAUAUCUAAUUAGUCAGCAGCGGGCUGAGAUUCAAUCGAUCGAUCCGAUCUGUGAGGACCCUGCGCGGCACACAAAGGGCGGUGAUUUUGAAGGAACUACCGAAACCGACUGGCAAUAGGUGUUCGCGAGUGAGUGUUUCAGUGCGCGAUCGGCGGAGGAAAAGCGUGCGGAGGAGCCGGGUCAAAAUCUCAUCUCUGGGGUGGCGCAGUGUGAAGUUGCUUUGCUGGAACGACCAACAUGAGCGGUUGGCCCGUGUUGGUAACUGCACUGCUGCUGCUGAUCGCAGCAGCCUAUGGAAAUCGUGAGCACAAGGUUCACAACAUUGUGCUCUAUCCGGACAAGCACUCGUGGUGUUCGACCAGGAACAUAAGCCAGGUCAUUAGUUACCCGGGAUGCAAACAGGUAACAAUUGAUAACAAUGUUUGCGUGGGAGCAUGCUUCAGCUAUUCGAUUCCCCACACGGAACCAUCGGACCCCGGCGAAGUGAUUGGACCGUAUUGCGACAGUUGUCAACCGUCGGAAACCUCGUGGCAUCAUGUAACCUUGGACUGUUCGGAAAAUUCCAGCAACAAUAAUGACGAAGAAUCGAAGCCUGCUGUGCUCGUGAAGCGAGUACAGAUAAUCAAGAACUGCUCUUGCACAUCCUGCGAGAAGCAAACUCCCAAAAAGCAUCACAAUCAUCAUCACCAGGACUAUCAGGUAACUCAGGUGCCCUCAACUACGGCAUCUCUAAUCCAGAACGACAUUCCGGAACUUCUGGAAGUAGUCCCGUAUAGUGAAAACGACACUGAACCCAUCCACCACUCACCAAUACACUCGCAUCAGAGUGGAACCCAUGGCACAACUUACAUGCAACAACAUCACCUCAACCACUACGAACACAACAGCCACACCGAAAACGUCAAGAAGCUACUGCACCAAAAAAUCACCGGUCUCCUGAAGAGCAUCGAGGAAACCAACUCCAAGCACGAUCGCGAGCAACUGAUCGAAAUGAUCAAACUCAUCAAGGGUUCCAGCGAUCGCAACUGGGACGACCUGAUGGAGUCCCUCCAAUCAGAAAACGCCAUCCUGGACUUUAACCGCCUCCGGGCGGAACUGGAAACGGAAGAGGAACCGCAAAUCCACCUCAACCCGCAAACUUCCGAGCAACAGCAAGAUCACGAACGACUGCUAAAGCAUCAGUUCGACAUCCUGAACCACCAUCCCCAUGGCCACCACGCCACCGCGCAUCACCAUCACGCCGGGGACAAACUGGACGAGCAUCACCAUCUGCAGCGGGGACCACAUGGGUCCCUCGUCAUCACCUCGGACGAGCACGAGAUCAAGGAGAAGAUCAACAUCCACUCGCACGAGAUGAAGCCGAACCAUGCCGGGGCGAUCCUCACCUAUGAGAACCAUCACAGUGACCAUGGUAAAAACCAUCGCCAUGGGGAAGCAGAGGGCGCCAGCGCAGCGCAAAACUGAGCAGGCGCGAGCGGAAAUCUAACGUUUUGUUUUGUAAGCCUCUAGUCGUUAGUGAUUUUUCUUUAUAUUUUCUGAAAUUUAGCUUCCGGAGUGGGAGUGGUGUUGAACCGAUUGUGAGUAUUUAUUUUUUAUCCACACAACAAAAGCGUGUGCUUAUAUUUAACCUCCCCCCACGUGCACACGAGCCCCCCGCAAAACAUAUAAAACUAUUGUACUCUAGAUAAAGAUUCUCUUCCUAAGUUAAUAUUUAUUAUUUUAUUAUUUUCUGUUGGAAAGCUGGUCUCUAGACAGAAAGGGAAGUGAGCUGAGUGAAUGACGCGUUCAGAACUGUUCUUUUUACCACCAUCUAACAAACAUACGCAGAUAGAUUGGACACGUGUUGUACCGCCUCAAAUGAUGAUGGGUGCCAUUCGAUUUGGUUUGGAUGCUAUGUUUAGACUAAGACAUUACAAAAAAAAAAAUACACUUCAAUAGUUGUGAUCGUCAAAAUUUAACAGAUUAAAUUUGCUGAAAUAAAGAUGAGUAUGUA
This is a messenger RNA of Aedes aegypti (yellow fever mosquito), 2077 nucleotides long. RefSeq names its product histidine-rich glycoprotein. Gene Ontology annotation, biological process: animal organ morphogenesis. The transcript is spliced from 4 exons. NCBI's taxonomy places the organism in Eukaryota, Metazoa, Arthropoda, Insecta, Diptera, Culicidae. Gene Ontology annotation, molecular function: receptor ligand activity; BMP binding. The coding region runs from base 322 to 1548 and encodes 408 amino acids. The record is from RefSeq and is a predicted model, not a curated record.